AUGACCACCUCUCCUGCGGAGAUCGUCUCUAGAAUACCUGCCAACUACUUGAAAGCUCACGCCUCUGGAGAUUUGUUCUUCUACGAUUCCGAUGUCCACACACACCGCGAAGACGCCGGUAUAGAGUUUGAAAUCAGGUUAUGCCCUGCUCUACAGAAGAAGCCGAAGGAGCCCUCUGUGCACUUCGAUCCCAAGGUGGAUGGGUCCGGCAAGAAGCCCGAUCCGUUUGCACCUCCAUAUAUACCAAACCUCUACGUCGGCGAGCUACGCGAUGAAGAAGAGGGGCAGGAAUACGUUGUACUUCUGAACAAGUUCUGCGUCGUUCCUGAACACUUCCUACUAGUCACCAAAGAUCAUCAAUCACAGACUGCUCCUUUGCUACCACCCGAUCUUGUCCAAACGUACCUCCUGUUAGAGGCAUCAAGGAGGGCCGGGAAACCUGUGUUUGCAUUCUAUAAUUGCGGUGAUGUGAGCGGUGCGAGUCAACAUCAUAAGCACCUGCAGUUCAUGCCGAGCGAUUUCAAUGGGCCGCCCAUUGAGCAACUUGCCGGGGAGGCGAAAGUAGAAUCUCCAGGACGACCAUUCUCUCUGUCCCAGCUACCUUACGCCAACCACAUCAGGAGAUUACCGCCCGCUCUUUCCUCCAUGCCCCCACAAGAGAUGGAGCAGACGUUAUCCGAAGCAUUCUUCACCCUCCUCGACCUCGUGAUCUCGACCGUCCGCCAUGACCCCUCGUACCCUGCCGGGAGCCCCUCGUACAACGUUAUCCUGACGUCGGAGCACAUGUACCUCUUCCCUCGCAAAUUCGAGGAUUAUCGACUGCCUGAAACCGGCGAGAAGAUCAGCGUCAACGCGCUCGGGUUUGCCGGGAUGAUGCUGGUGAAGAGCGAUGGCGAGCUCGAGGCGGUCAAGAAAGUGGGAAUCUUGAAUAUCCUCAAGGCUGUCGGUGUUACAAGCGUGCACGACGUGCAAGUGGAAGGAACCGCGGCCGAAACAGAACAUCUGAACCAAUCGUAG
Molecule: messenger RNA, 1017 nt
Organism: Punctularia strigosozonata HHB-11173 SS5
Lineage: Eukaryota; Fungi; Basidiomycota; Agaricomycetes; Corticiales; Punctulariaceae
Product: ATP adenylyltransferase
Exons: 7
Coding region: 1-1017 (338 amino acids)
Biological process (GO): nucleotide metabolic process
Molecular function (GO): ATP:ADP adenylyltransferase activity; ATP binding
Source: RefSeq, a predicted model, not a curated record